CAAAACCUGAAAAAAAAGACGAAGAAGAAAAAGACUCUACCUUAAAGGAGCUCCUUUUUUCCCUCUUUUAUUUCUCUCUCUCUCUAUAUCAACCUCUCAAACUACUCGGUUAUUAUUAUAGUCUAUAUAAAUACAUAUAUACACACCCGCACAUCUAUUUAUUGCCAGUAUCGAAUUUAUCGCUAUGGCAACCACAACUUUCCGCGAAGUAUAUCCAAACCUUCCAAACGAGCAAGAUAUCGACACUCGCCUGGAACAAAUUGACCAACUCAAAGACUUCUUGGCCAAUGCACCCGUUGAUUUUGUGACCAUUGAAGGUCAGCCGCCCAUUAAGCGCCACCCUCUUCCCAACGGUGAUUCUAUUUCAUGCGUCCAGUGGAACUCAACCCAUUUUAUUACCGGCACUGACAUCGUACGUUGUCUUAUCUUUCGCUUCCAUGCCUUUGGAAGACCCGUGUCGAAUCUAAAGAAAUUUGAGGAGGGCAUUUUCAGUGACCUCCGCAACCUCAAGCCGGGGACCGAUGCAACACUCGAAGAACCCAAGUCUAGUUUCCUCGAUCUCUUGUACCGCCACAACUGCAUCCGAACCCAAAAAAAGCAAAAGGUCUUCUUUUGGCAAUCCGUACCACACGACCGUCUCUUCUUAGAUGCACUUGAACGCGACCUCAAGCGAGAAAAAUUAUCCCAGGAAGUCACUUCGGAGGCAGUAGCCU
Molecule: messenger RNA, 713 nt
Organism: Phycomyces blakesleeanus NRRL 1555(-)
Lineage: Eukaryota; Fungi; Mucoromycota; Mucoromycetes; Mucorales; Phycomycetaceae
Exons: 2
Biological process (GO): sexual reproduction; regulation of DNA-templated transcription
Cellular component (GO): Tec1p-Ste12p-Dig1p complex; nucleus; Ste12p-Dig1p-Dig2p complex
Molecular function (GO): DNA-binding transcription factor activity
Source: RefSeq, a predicted model, not a curated record